This is a messenger RNA of Falco peregrinus (peregrine falcon), 3278 nucleotides long. RefSeq names its product RAD9 checkpoint clamp component B (gene RAD9B). The coding region runs from base 1629 to 2789 and encodes 386 amino acids. Gene Ontology annotation, biological process: DNA replication checkpoint signaling; DNA repair; cellular response to ionizing radiation. The record is from RefSeq and is a predicted model, not a curated record. NCBI's taxonomy places the organism in Eukaryota, Metazoa, Chordata, Aves, Falconiformes, Falconidae. The transcript is spliced from 11 exons. Gene Ontology annotation, cellular component: checkpoint clamp complex.
GUGGCCCCAGGGGAGACAGCGAGCCGGGGACAGAGGGGUGUAUGUGAGAGAAACAGGCACCCCACAGCGGGGCUGUCUCGGGGCGGCAGGGCCGGCAUGGGGGUGCGUGACUGGCCUGCUGGCAGCCUGUGGACCCUGGUACUGCCCUCCUUGGGCUUCCCCGGGGGGGCUUUGAGACGGUGCAAAGUGGGGCACAAGCACUGGGGGCCACAGCACAGCUGAGGACCUGCCUCAUCCGCAGCACAAAGGCAUUUUUGCGGGGCGACAUGCAGCCUCGGGAAGUUGUUCAGGUCAGAGAGCAGGGGGCUGGGUUUGUGGUGCUUUGUGGAGAAGCCCUGUCUUAGCUGCGCGCUCCCAUGUGCACGCCAUUAGCCUUCCAGAGGCCCAGCGAAACCCCCUUUUGCACGGCAUUUCGUGCAGAAUGCUCCGCUGCCAGUGCCAGGGUGGGCAGAGGCGAAGUUUGAGACCUGCUGCUGGUUUCUUUUGUGUUUCUUAAGGCUCCAUCUUUACCGAUUGCCAGCUGCUUACCGCUAGCUCAAACUUGUUGCCAUCUGCAAAAUGAAAUUUUUAACUUUGGUGGUGUUUUGUCUGAUUUGAUUGAGUUCAUUUGUGGUGUCAUCAGCUCAUGCCAGUUGCUGCAAAGGGACAGAUGAUACCUGAGGUGUGCCUUCUCAGAGGCAGCUUCCAAAAACAUGAAGGUGCUACUAGAAAGAGUAAUGUUUUCCACCAUGUCAUCAGUUUUCUUCAGAACAUUGUUCGGAAGAGCAAUACAUGCCAUAGCACGUAUUAGCGAUGAAUUUUGGUUUGACCCCGUAGAAAAAGGUGUACCCUUCAGUCUGAAUUACAUUCUCGCUCAGCUUUCUCCACUUCCAAUAUGGACAAAUGCCAUAUUUUCUGUAAUUGUAAUUAUGCAGAUUACAUCAUGGAAGAUUGAUUUCUACUCUGCCCCUAGUAUUCUUCAAUUUUUUGUUAACUAUGCUGAAGCUUGUCCAAGACAUCCAGAUUAAUAACAAGGGUUUUAUUUCUGUUGUCAUGGGUCAAAAGGUUUAUGUUUUGUACCACAUCAGAAGCUUAACAACAUGUUUUUGUACUGGUAUGACUCAACAGGAAGAAUACGUCCAUUAAUACACCUCUGACUAAUCAAACAGCAUUUCCAGCAGAAUCAGGGUUUUCUCUAGAAGUUUCUUAAAGUGAUCAGCUCUCCUUAACUUGCUGGGAGGCUGGAAAAUCAGAAGGGGAGAUAAUGUCUUUUUAUACCUGAAGAAUUUUUGAGGUGCUAUUAGUGUCUUUGCUCAUUUUGCGCGUAUCAUGUGGAUGAGUGUACAGAAAAAUUGCUACAGAAUAAACUCUUGUCCUUCAAAUGCCUCAAAUGCAAGUUGAGCUGUGUUUAGAUAACUCACACUUCAGGGCCAUUUAAAUGUCUGUGGAGUGGAUUCCUAUGCCUGUGUUGUACCAGUGGCUUCUGACAAGUAAUAGGGAAGGUGUUAAGCAUGAACAUGUUUGUACACAUAAUGCAUCUAUAUUUAUUUUGAGAUGUAUGCAUUUAAAGGUUUUGUGGUUUAGGUAUGGUACUGAAGCAGAGAGAUGGCUCUUUUAUUCAAGGUUUGGUAUGAAGUAGUUUUGAGUUAAUGAAUUACCUGUAUUUCCAGCUUGCCUUAAGAUCAGUGAAUUCUUCAAGGUCAGCAUAUGCAUAUGUCUUCUUCUCAUCUAUGUUUUUUCAACAUUACUGCUGGACAGCUGUGUCUCAACCAUGUCAGAAGAAGAAACAGUUAUUCCACCCAUAUAAAUUGAUAAUUAAGUCAGUUCUUCCUAUAUUUAGGUGUGUAAAUGUGCUGGAAAGGAAUGUAGAAAAAUGCAGCAUUUAUACAAAUAUUUACGAUCAUCACAUAACUUUUCAGCUUCUCUGCAAACAUGGUGUUGUAAAAACAUAUAAUCUGAUGUUUCAAGAAUGUGAUCCGUUGCAGGCUGUUUUUGCAAAGCACAUGUGUCCGAACAUACUUAAAGUCCACUCCAGGCUGCUGGCUGAUAUAAUGAUUCACUUUCCGACCAGUCAAGAAGAAGUAACCUUAUCAGUUACUCCGAUGAAAGUUUGUUUCAAGAGUUACACUGAGGAAGACACUGAUUUUUCAAAGACAAUGCUAACUGAAAUACAACUAAACCCAGAUGAAUUUGACUACUUUCAAGUUGGAGUAGAUUCUGAAGUGACGUUUUGCCUUAAAGAACUGAGGGGACUACUAGCAUUUUCAGAAACUACCAGUGUUCCUGUGUCAAUCCAUUUUGAUGUAUCUGGAAAACCAGUUGCUUUCAGCGUUGAAGAUACGGUGCUGGAAGCCAGCUUUAUCUUGGCUACCUUGUCUGAGGCUGAAAAGGAGACGGCUUUCCAGCAGCCUCCCGGCUUUUCACAGCAGUGGGAAAGCUCAAAGACACACACAGGUAAAUGUGAAGAAACCUCCAUGGGUAAAGGCAGCAACGCAGCAGCAGCUGCUUCCAAAAAGCCACAGUGGAAUGGAAACACACCCAACACUGGGUCAGCAAAACCUCCAAGUCCUUUGGCAAAACGAGAGAUAAAAAAUACUGCCAGAGCCACAAGAACAGCCAUGACCAAGGCAGAGGACCAUGCAGCGCUGGAAGGAGAGGCAACAGUGUCUCAAUAUCAGAAGUUUCACACCUUAUUUUUUGGAGCAGUUUCCUGUAGGAAGGAUGCCAUCAGUCACACCUUCCACAGUUUAGCAACAGCUAGUGACACCGAAGAGGAUUUUGGCAACAUGGAAUGCUCCCCAGUUCUCUAGUGACAUGAAGUGUCUGAAUCCAAAAAAAUGCUCUUGAGGAUUGCCUUGAAAGAUAAAAAUGUAUUUGACAUGGUAAUCGUGGAGCUGUUUCUACUUUUAGGAAGAAGUGUAGUUGCAAUUCUUCAGCAAGUUAGAACUGGAUGGAAACUAUUUGUACUCUGAGGUUGUGUGGUGAACUGCAUUUCACAAAUACCGAUUCAGGUAGUCCAGAAAGUGGAAAUCCUACGCAAAUGGUAGGAUUCUUUUUUUUUUUUUUUUUGCCUGGUUUUUGGUUUUGUUUUGGGGGGGCGGGGGGGGGGGUUUGCAAGACAGAUACAGGAAAAGGACAAAACUCAAUUCUGUACUGAGUGUUGUAGCAGUUCCUGCUCUGUCAGUGCAGGUUAAGUGUUUAUUCACUGUUUAUGUUAACCACCAGCACCGGUCACUCUAGAACUGUUAGCUGCUGUCACAAUGUAAUUAAAUUUAGGUCAUGAUUGACUAGCUUGAGAA